UUUUUUUUUUUUUUUUUUUUUCUUCCCCCUCGGAGAGGGAAGGAUGGGUGGGGAAAGCGAGCGCUCACGAAAGCGAGGCGAGGAGGAAUCCCACAAUACCAGGCGGGUUGCGAGCCCGGCACUGCCGCUGUCUCUUUAAUGCAAGAGGAAGCGAUGCGGAGGGGUGGAAAAUGGCAGAGUUGCAGAUGUUACUAGAGGAGGAAAUCCCUUCUGGCAAGCGGGCUUUGCUCGAGAGCUACCAGAACCUCACUCGAGUCGCCGACUACUGCGAAAACAACUACAUCCAGGCUCCAGAUAAAAGGAAAGCAUUAGAAGAGACCAAAGCCUACACAACUCAGUCUCUAGCCAGUGUUGCUUAUCAGAUCAAUGCUCUGGCCAACAAUGUACUACAGCUGCUGGACAUCCAGGCAUCCCAGCUGCGGAGGAUGGAGUCCUCCAUCAACCAUAUCUCCCAGACUGUGGACAUCCAUAAAGAAAAGGUUGCUCGCAGAGAGAUAGGCAUUUUGACGACCAAUAAGAACACAUCAAGAACUCACAAAAUUAUAGCGCCAGCGAACAUGGAGCGUCCUGUAAGGUAUAUUCGAAAACCUAUAGACUACACGGUGCUGGAUGAUGUUGGCCAUGGCGUAAAGUGGCUAAAAGCCAAGCAUGGAAAUAACCAGCCUGCAAGAACUGGCACCUUGUCAAGAACAAAUCCGCCUACACAAAAACCACCAAGUCCUCCCAUGUCAGGCCGGGGAACUCUGGGGCGAAAUACUCCUUACAAAACCCUGGAGCCAGUCAAACCGCCAACAGUCCCUAAUGAUUACAUGACCAGUCCUGCCAGACUGGGCAGCCAGCACAGCCCGGGGAGGACAGCUUCCUUGAACCAGAGACCAAGAACACACAGUGGCAGUAGUGGAGGGAGCGGCAGUCGAGAGAACAGCGGCAGCAGCAGUAUUGGCAUUCCCAUUGCCGUGCCUACACCUUCGCCGCCAACCAUUGGGCCAGCACACAUUUCUGUUCCUCCUCCUCCUGGAGCCCCGCCAGCACCACCACUGCCACCACCUCUCCCGAUGGGCAGUCUGAUAGCUGCUCCAGGUUCAGCUCCUGGUUCCCAGUAUGGCACAAUGACCAGGCAAAUCUCGCGACACAACUCUACCACUUCUUCAGCAUCUUCUGGUGGAUACAGACGGAAUCCUUCUGUGACUGCCCCAUUUUCUGCUCAACCUCAUGUUAAUGGCGGGCCUCUUUAUUCUCAAAAUUCAAUUUCUAUUGCUCCACCCCCUCCCCCUAUGCCUCAGUUGACUCCACAGAUACCUCUCACAGGCUUCGUGGCCAGGGUGCAGGAAAACAUUGCCGAUAGCCCGACUCCUCCCCCCCCGCCGCCCCCUGACGAGAUGCCAAUGUUCGAUGACUCCCCCCCACCUCCACCCCCACCCCCCGUGGACUACGAGGACGAGGAGGCUGCUGUUGUGCAGUACAGCGAUCCCUAUGCGGAUGGAGAUCCUGCCUGGGCGCCGAAGAACUACAUAGAGAAAGUCGUUGCUAUAUAUGACUAUACAAAGGACAAAGAUGAUGAGCUGUCGUUUAUGGAGGGUGCAAUCAUUUAUGUGAUAAAGAAGAACGAUGACGGCUGGUAUGAAGGAGUUUGCAAUCGAGUAACCGGCUUGUUUCCUGGGAAUUAUGUUGAAUCAAUCAUGCACUAUGCCGAUUAAAAUCCUUUGCUUUUCAAAGUUGGGUCUUGUACUCGGUCAUACCAUGAUUAUUUACGAGGGGUAACUAAAAGCUAACAGAAUUGUCUUAAUAUACUUUCAAAAAAAUGUGCCCAUUUCUUCAGGCCAUACUGUUUUAAUGGUAUGAUUGAAUGUCCAUCUCUCUGAGUCUCUGGGGGCAGUAUGUCUUACCUGAUGGCAAUCUGUAAAACAAGCAACUGUCUAUAACUGGUUAUACUUAUUUACUUACGCAUUGUUAAUUUUAUGACCAGCCUAAAUAUUCUGGGGAAGUAGGGUAUAAUAUUUAAUGAACCAUGAUUCAGAUUGUGCCAUUACAUUUUUCAGUACAGCAUGGUAACUAACACUACGUUAGACUAACAUAUUAAAAUCUGGAUGAGAAGUUUAAUGUUAGUGCUGGUCAUGUUACUUUUUGUUUAGACUCUUUGCUCAUUCUUGAACUAUAUUUGUUUAAAGCAUGCAUACAAACUUAUGUAUUGAAAUAUACUUUUUUAAAAAUCCAAGAUGCUUCCAAUUGUUGUAAUCUUUACCUGGAGUAUUCUCACUGAAGUCUAUUACAAUGAGUUGUUUGGGUCUAAGAUGUCCAUGUGAAUCAAAAAAUGGGUGGUCUUAUGUAUGUGUAAUUUGUACCCAAGUUUUUUUAAUAAGUAAAUUUACAUUAUGACUUUUUCCAUUCAUAAAUAUAUAAGUGAACCAAAGGUCUUGUCCAUUACUUUGUUGGCUGGCUUGACAAAGAAGUUUGGAAUGCUAACGUAGCAAAAUCAUGGCUGUGUUAUCCCAGGCAAUGUACUAAAAAGCAAAUGUUUGUAACAUGACUUUAUCACUGACAGAGGGCAAAUAAAUUAGAUAUGAAACCUGAAUUAUCCAUUUAUACAAACUCUUAAAAGUUCUUUUCUUCCAGUAUAAGUUUUAGCAAGAGUUCUUGAUUGAGCCUAGUUAUCUAGAUAGAAUGAGUUGACACUGUCUGUAACUGACAUUUCUCAGUGGAAACUGUAUCUGGACGUGGUAGUGUGCCCAGCUGAGGAAGCUGGGGGCUGUCCUCCAGAUCUGACCGGGGGAAACAGUCAGAACAGGACAGGGAUUCUUUUUACCUGGGAUGGAGCAAUGCACUUAGCCAUUUGCAUCAAAGGGUAACAAGCAGAGAUAGCUAGAGGUGAUACUUCUGUUCUGCAAAUACUGUGGCUUAAAUAACCUGAAAAGGAAUGCGGUAGUACUGGAUAAUUACUGUAAUAGGAAUGUGUCUGUGACUUCAAAGCAGUCUUCUAAGGAGAGGGCAUUGGAUAUUCUGUGUAAAUGAGUGAUGGAAGAUGAUGGAGUUGAAGCUUUGACUGGCUGUUGAAUCAUUCAUUGUACCGUGGGUUUGAAAUACCAAACCUUCUACUUUCCCAACUGCUAGCAAGUAACAACCAAUGACAUACCUGUAUUUCAUUAUGAAUUGGAAACUAGUUACACAUACAACCUAUUCAAGUCUACAUACAAUCUGUUAUUAUCAUCUCUUCCCCUUUAUACAAUUCCAGAUACUUCUGUAAUUUAACAGCCAGGAAAGCAUUCAAACCACCUAUGUUUCCACAGGUGUUCAACAGAUAGCAACAUGUAUGCUGUGUUUAUUGUUGUGAACGAAUGAAAUUUGAGCAACUUCAAUUUUCAUACACUGAUUUAUAUUUAUUUUCAUUGUGGCCUUUGUGCAUCAACAUGUAAACAUCUUCCCCUGCCCCACAAUUAAUAGCCCCCACUAAAACAAUUGUACAGCACGAUCUGAUUUGCUCUGAACCGUAUGGCUUCCUACAAUAAAACACUUCCAUUUUUAUUUUUAUGGAAAAAAAAAGUAGAGCUCCCCCACCCCCCCCAGAAAAAAAAAAAAAAAACCAGAAGUUUCUUAAAAAAAUAA
Messenger RNA from Lagopus muta (rock ptarmigan), 3600 nucleotides. RefSeq names its product abl interactor 1 (gene ABI1). Gene Ontology annotation, molecular function: cadherin binding; SH3 domain binding. Gene Ontology annotation, cellular component: intracellular anatomical structure; lamellipodium. Bases 171 to 1697 code for a protein of 508 amino acids. The transcript is spliced from 12 exons. NCBI's taxonomy places the organism in Eukaryota, Metazoa, Chordata, Aves, Galliformes, Phasianidae. The record is from RefSeq and is a predicted model, not a curated record.